GUAUCCUCAGAAAGCGCUCGCAACUCCUCGAAAAAAGGUGUGACUCCCAAUUGUACGUGCAACGUGUCUCCAAACCCAAAGCCCUCUUAUAAAAGCAGUCUCUUUCACCAGAUUCGAGUUUUCAGAUUCUAUAAGUUAAGUGAGCAGGGUCACGGCACGGCACCUCCGCUCCGAGGCUCCUCCGCAUUGGUUUCUUAGUCCGUGCGCAAUUAGCAGCUCUGUUCCGAACACCUUGCAUCACUUCAACGUUCCCCAAGAACUCUGGUUCCGGUUCGUUUCCUUCCUUCUCCACACACACGCACUCAGCACGACACCGGGAUUUCCAUACCGCGCCCUCGCCAGCCACCGAGUGAACCCAAUUCGCUUGUUCUCUCGGACGAUCACGCAGCGCAUACCCGCAUUCAUUCCAUCUAUCUAGCCUCCCUCCUAGAGCCAACACACACCCACCCCUACAAUGGCACAAACACCCCAACAGCGCGCCGCCAACGCGAAAUUCGCCCGCCGCGAAGAAGCCAAGAUGGGAAAGCCCGUGAGCACCACGAAGCGCGCUACAGACCAGAAAGCGCCGAUUAGUAAAGGUUGGAUAGUGGUCCUCGCAUUUGUACUUUGUGGUGGCUUGAUCUUCGAGCUUCUGCGGCUGUUCUUCUAGACAUUCUAAGACAUUCUAGAGACAUCCAUGUCUACACUCGACACUCGAUAGCUCUCGGGCCGUUCCGACAUCAAUCCUACUUCUCGCGUGCGACUCGGCAAAUUGGACAUGGGAUUGUUCGGACUGGCAUGGGAUGCGAUGGAUAGACAAGAAAUGAGAUGAGGAGAUGUGUGAGAUACUUUGCGGUCCUGGCGAUGGAGCAUGUAUGGGUCGAUAUAUAGUAGAAGGCCAGGGAGAUAUUUUGUAUGUUUAGUAUCACAUCAUAUCUGCAUGUGCUAGGAAAAGGACCGGCGUUCAUGGCGGGUGGGUUUCAUGGGAUACCAGACACACUCAAUGUAAAGCUGCUUUUCUUCA
Messenger RNA from Lindgomyces ingoldianus, 1003 nucleotides. RefSeq lists its product as uncharacterized. The record is from RefSeq and is a predicted model, not a curated record. Bases 455 to 649 code for a protein of 64 amino acids. Gene Ontology annotation, cellular component: endoplasmic reticulum. The transcript has 3 exons. NCBI's taxonomy places the organism in Eukaryota, Fungi, Ascomycota, Dothideomycetes, Pleosporales, Lindgomycetaceae.